AUGUCAACUCCCAAAACAUGGCUCAUAGUCGGCGCAUCUCGCGGCAUUGGUCUCGAGUUUGUCCGCCAAAUCAUCGGUCAUGGUCACCGCGUCAUUGCGACAGUGCGAAAUCCCAACUCCGAUAUCGAUGCGUUGGCUAAGACUGCGCCAGAUCGAGUACGGGUUUUGACGUGUGACGUUUCUCGUGAGGAGAGUAUCAAUGGCUUCAUUGAACAGUUCGUUCAAUCCGGGGAGCGGAAAAUAGACUAUGCAGUCAUUAAUGCCGGGAUAUUGAAAUACCCGAAUGUAAGACACAAAUCUCUUCCUUUGACAUUCGAGCGCUUCGCAACUCACCUACACACAAACACCAUCGGACCCAUUAUCGUAGCUCAGAAACUACUACAACUAGCCAACGUCACCAUCGGGACAAUAGCUUUUAUGUCAAGUGAUUCCGGCUCAACGACGCGCUUCCUUGCUUUCGAAGAUGGGUUCGCUGCAUAUUCCGCAUCAAAAGCUGCUUUGAAUCAAGCUCUGAGGCACAUGGCCGAGGAACUCAAACGAAAGCAAAGCCAAACGGCUAUAUUAGCUUUGCAUCCUGGAGAGGUGUCGACUGACAUGAGCAAGAUCGAUAUUGCGUGGGAGAUCAGCGGCGGACAAAUUACGGCCGAAGAGUCGGUGUCUGCCAUGAUUGAUGUUAUCCAGAGCAAAAGUAUUGAGCAUACUGGGACGUUUUGGACCUGGAAGAACGAGGUAUGUAUCUUCCUGCCUAGGUGA
This is a messenger RNA of Talaromyces stipitatus ATCC 10500, 753 nucleotides long. Its product is annotated as 3-oxoacyl-[acyl-carrier-protein] reductase, putative. Lineage: Eukaryota; Fungi; Ascomycota; Eurotiomycetes; Eurotiales; Trichocomaceae. The coding region runs from base 1 to 753 and encodes 250 amino acids. The transcript is spliced from 6 exons. Gene Ontology annotation, molecular function: oxidoreductase activity, acting on the CH-OH group of donors, NAD or NADP as acceptor. The record is from RefSeq and is a predicted model, not a curated record.